Molecule: messenger RNA, 1287 nt
Organism: Mycotypha africana
Lineage: Eukaryota; Fungi; Mucoromycota; Mucoromycetes; Mucorales; Mycotyphaceae
Exons: 10
Coding region: 1-1287 (428 amino acids)
Cellular component (GO): cytoplasm; nucleus
Source: RefSeq, a predicted model, not a curated record
AUGAGUAUACCAGUCAAAGAAACACCCAUUUUAGAGAACCUCAUCAUUAUUCGACAUAGACUAUACGCUCUGAAAAAAGAUAGAGAUGCCUAUCCUGAUGCAGACCUAAUAGUAUCUCUAUACAAGCAAACGGAGGAACAAGUAGAAGCAUUGAACAAUGUGCGAACAGGGGAUAUCUGGAAUAAAUCGUGUCGAAACAAGCUGAACGAUGUUUUGGAUGAUAUAAUGGCAUUAUUGUCCUUAUUUUUUAUGAGCAUUGGAAGGAAUAGAGAAAGUCCUGCUGUGUAUGUCCAGUUGAUAACAGCCGAGCGAUAUUUAGAGCAAUUAGCACUUAUGGGAACCUAUACGGACGCUGUCUUGUUGAAGAAUCAGGAAAAGUUGAAAGAUAUCGAAAAUAUUCUUUAUUCUGAUUCGAGCGAUUCAACGUUCGUUAAAGUCCUGAAGCAUAAAUUGGAAAGUUGCGAAAGCUCGUUGUCCACACUUCUCGCGAAUGUUCAAGACGUUUCAGAACAAUUGCAACCCAUACAAAAUGAGUUGGUCAGCCUUAGAAGGAAAUUAGCAUCCUUAGCACAAAAACCGAAAGGAUAUACGGCAGCAGAAGUGGAUGAUGUCUUGGGACAGGUCAGAGAGCUGGACAAUUCAAAACUUGAGCUUCUUCGAGCAGACGAUAUAAAAGGAAAAGAAUUGAUUGAAGGGUUAUUAGAACAAAUAUAUGAAGAGAUAGAGGACAUGAAAGCUGCAAUAAAUAAUGUGGCGGAGCCACUAGUGCCUAUUGUCGAACGAUUGAAGCAAAUACGAUCACAGCUGGACAAAUUAGCUUUGACGCACAGAUGGACUUUGAGAGAAACUGAUUUGUAUGCGUAUCUUUUACAACUUCAAGAAAUAGAAAAACUUCGAAAGGAUGGGAGUUUCAGAGAUUCGCAGGCAGCAGACAAUUCGAUUCCGGAAGGUCAAGCUGUGAUUAAUUUCUUACUGCGAGGAUGUUACCGUUUAAUGGCAAAGAUGUUGAGCGAAAAUGUACCAGUAGCUGAGGCUUUGAUGCCUGUUUAUAACCAACUGAGCACUGUAAGGCGUUGCCUAAUAGAAGUAACCAAGUGGGGCAAACCUGAUUCAGUACGUGAUCUUUACCCUUACCAAAUGAAGCUUGCCAGUAUUGAUAAUAUGCGAGUCAAUGGUACUUUCUACGAUGUGGAAGGCAAUAUACCCGAGGGACAAGCAAUGUGCGUGGCAUUAUUGAACGAGUGUUACGACAUGCUUCAUGAACUUAUUUCUCUCGCUGAUGCCUAA